This is a messenger RNA of Cyclopterus lumpus (lumpfish), 3615 nucleotides long. It is a transcript of the gene kcnh4a, whose product is annotated as potassium voltage-gated channel, subfamily H (eag-related), member 4a. The transcript is spliced from 16 exons. Gene Ontology annotation, cellular component: membrane. Bases 1 to 3615 code for a protein of 1204 amino acids. Gene Ontology annotation, biological process: potassium ion transmembrane transport; regulation of membrane potential. Gene Ontology annotation, molecular function: voltage-gated potassium channel activity. NCBI's taxonomy places the organism in Eukaryota, Metazoa, Chordata, Actinopteri, Perciformes, Cyclopteridae. The record is from RefSeq and is a predicted model, not a curated record.
AUGCCUGUGAUGAAGGGCCUCCUGGCUCCACAAAACACCUUCUUGGACACCAUUGCAAAACACUUUGAUGGCACUCAUAGUAACUUCCUACUGGGAAAUGCUCAGGGUCGCCACGGCUACCCCAUUGUGUACUGCUCUGAUGGGUUUUGUGAGCUGACCGGCUUCGCACGGACUGAAGUGAUGCAGAAAACUUGUACAUGCAGCUUCCUCCAUGGAGCCGAGACCAAUGAGAGUGUUAUCCAGCAGCUAGACAAAGCUCUGGAGGGCCAGCAGGAGUACCAGGGAGAAGUCUGCUUCUAUCGGAAAAAUGGAAAUCCAUUUUGGUGCCUCCUCAAUAUCGUGCCAAUUAAAAAUGAGAAAGGUGAGGUGGUGCUGUUCCUCUUGUCCUUCAAAGACGUGAGCGAAUCAUACGGGAAAAGCCCUCUCGUCAGCCAAGCAGAUGGUAUGUCAGAGGCCGCUCACCAAAGCAGGAAAACCAAUCGUUCGCACUUUUCCCGAGCUCGAGAGAGGGGGAGGACUAUUCUGCACCACCUGACCAACGUGUUCACCAAGAGGGGCAAGAGAAAACUGACCGAUAGUGUGUUUCAGAAGCCGUCUCUGCCCGAGUACAAGGUGGCAGCUGUGAAGAAGUCCCGUUUCAUCCUGCUCCACUACAGCAUCUCCAAGGCCGUGUGGGACUGGUUGAUUCUCCUGGCGACCUUCUACGUUGCGGUCGCUGUGCCUUACGACAUCUGCUUCGUCAGCCACGACCAGGGCGACGACUAUCCCUCACUUGCCAGUCGCAGCACCGUAGGCAGUGACAUCGUGGUGGAGAUGCUCUUCAUACUUGAUAUCAUCUUGAAUUUCCGUACCACAUACGUGAGUCAGUCAGGUCAGGUGGUGUACGACGCCCGCUCCAUCUACCUCCAUUACUGCACCACUUGGUUCUUUGUGGAUCUGAUCGCAGCGCUGCCGUUUGAUCUUCUCUAUGCUUUCAACAUCACAGUGACCUCGCUGGUGCACUUGUUGAAGACCGUUCGUCUGCUGCGUCUGCUGCGCCUGUUACAGAAACUGGAUCGCUACUCCCAGUACAGCGCUGUGGUCCUGACCCUGCUCAUGUCUGUGUUUGCUCUCCUGGCUCACUGGAUGGCUUGUGUCUGGUACGUCAUCGGACGCAAGGAGAUAGAAAGCAGUGACCCCGUUACCUGGGACAUAGGCUGGCUUCAGGAGUUGGGAAAGCGUCUGGAGACCCCAUACAUCAACCACACCAUGGGUGGCCCCUCCAUCCCUAGCGCCUACAUCGCCUCUCUCUACUUCACCCUCAGUAGCCUCACCAGCGUCGGUUUUGGCAACGUGUGUGCCAAUACAGAUGCCGAGAAAAUCUUCUCCAUCUGCAUUAUGCUCAUGGGCGCCCUGAUGCACGCAGUGGUCUUCGGCAACGUGACAGCCAUCAUCCAGCGCAUGUACUCGCGGCGCUCUCUCUACCACACCCGAAUGAAGGAUCUCAAGGACUUCAUCCGUGUGCAUCGGCUGCCUCAUCUGCUGAAGCAGAGGAUGCUGGAGUACUUUCAAGCCACCUGGUCUGUUAACAAUGGCAUCAACGCCAAUGAGCUGCUGCAUGACUUCCCAGAUGAACUGCGAGCUGACAUCGCCAUGCACCUGAACAAAGACAUCCUGCAGCUGCCUGUGUUCGAGCAAGCCAGCAGAGGCUGUCUGCGCUCCCUCUCCCUGCACAUCAAGACCUCUUUCUGUGCACCCGGGGAAUACCUCAUACGCCACGGAGAUGCACUACAAGCCAACUACUUUGUCUGCUCUGGCUCCCUGGAGGUUCUGAAAGACAGCGUGGUCCUGGCCAUCCUGGGCAAAGGUGACCUUAUUGGGGCUGAUCUCCCGGAGCAUGACCGGGUGAUCAAGACCAAUGCGGAUGUGAAGGCGCUGACCUACUGCGACUUGCAGUACAUCAGUGUUCGGGCUUUGAGGGAGGUCCUUGGGCUGUACCCGGAGUACGGCAGCCAGUUCAGCUCUGACAUCCAUCACAACCUCACCUACAACCUGAGAGAGGGCAGUGAAUCUGACGGAGUAACAAGGUUUCCAUGGUCUUCCAGGCUGCCUCAGGGCCGUGCUUCUACGGGCCAUAAACUACCUUAUAUAGUUGAGGCAGAUGAAGAGGCCGAACAUGGAGAAGACAUGAGACCCUCUCAGCAGAGGAGAGUGCCUCUGUUACAAGGAAUAGGAAACCCUCUUCCUCAGCCCUGCCUCAGCACCCUGUUAGGAGAGGAGCUCCGCCACAUCAACGCGCUCCACAUCUGUCGGUCACCUGUUCAGGGCGGUCGAGGCCACAGCCACCCUGCUCAGCCAUUAGCCAAUCAGGAGCUCUCACCUUCUCCUUUGCCCAGUCUUACCAGUGACCUGGACUUCACCCAUCGGCCUGCCAAUCUACUCAUGCCAUCCUUGUCUUGUGUUAGUCCAUUGGACCUUAGCCCCAGGGUCGUGGAUGGAAUUGAGGACAAUUGUCACACAUUUCAAUUUAAUGUAGAGCACAGCGAGACAAAGUCUAAUCUAACAGACCGGUUCCAGGUGAGUGCGACCCUGCUUCUGGAGACGGAGGAAGUGAGACAGAACAUCAGCAAACUGAACCAAGAGGUGAGCAACUUGAACCAAGAACUUUCCAACCUGGCCAAGGAGCUCCACGACAUAAUGCAUUUCCUACAAUCUCAUAUGACCAUGCUCCAUACCCCUCCUGUCCCCUCAUACUCAUAUGGCAUAAAGAUGGUUCCCAGUCCUAGUGUGACUACUUCCAGCAACUGGCAGUCCCAUGUCCCUUCCAAUAUUGCCACGGGGAUGCACCUCCAUCAUGAAGCAAUUAGCCAUCCUGCCAGAAAUGUGUGGGGCUGCAGUGGGAUGCCCACCCAGGGCAUAAGUCCCACUUUGCUGCACUCUUCAAGCCCUGCGUCGUCCUGUUUACACCUGUACUGCUCUGAGCGAGAAGGGGCCGCAACCCAUAGGUUACAGAGCCAGUGUGGCCCCCUUCAAACCUCGAGAACAACUCCAAACUCUCCCUACAUGACCCAUCCCCAUGUCCAGGGAGGUGCAUCCCUCCUGGGCCUCAGUUCUGCCUUCAGCAGCUUCCCAGGGAUUUGUCAAGCCCCACAUGUGCCGUACAACGCCUCUAUUCCCAUAAUGAGCGACCCUCACCCUGAAUGUUCCCCAGUAAAUUCUGGCUGCUCUCAUCAGUCUCUGAGUGGUCAAACCAACUCUGAUCCCACACAUAAUCAGACUACCUCCCAGACACCCAUCCAUUCCUCCAUCACAUACUCUGGCCAGCCGCAGUAUCACACUACCUUCAGCCCCAUCACUCCUUCAGCAGUCCACACUUCAACAUGCAUGGGACACAACCAGAGCCAACAGGGCUCUAGCAAUGCCUCCAGGCAAAAUGACCCUGUAGGAUCCAGCCCUAUCCACACACAGGACCUUGCAUGUUCACUACUGAGCCAGGUGACAGAUAGAGACUGUAGAGCUUCACUGUAUCGAGAGACGACAGACAGUCUCGAAUCUGAGGAUACGAGCAGCAGUACUCCAACUGUCGAAGUUCAAUCACCUCGCUUGGAUGUGGAGGGAAUGCAAAGCCCACACUGA